ACACAUGAGCACAGCUCUACCGCAUCUAUCGCUAGUCGCUACUAAGGCUCAAGCUUGUAGCGCGAGUACGUGUGUAGAGAGACAGAAAGAUGGCUGCUGCGAGAGAGGUUGGUAGCAGCAGUAUGGGCUGCAGAGUGAUCGCCCAGGGAUACAAGGUCCUGGACGAGCGACGCCACGCGGUGGACUAUCGUCCUAGUGUCUGGGGUGAUCACUUCAUUAAGAACCCCACACUGCCACAUACUAAUGAGAAGUCGCUGGAGUGGAUGGAAGAAAGACGUGACGUGCUAAUCAACGAAGCAAAGAAGGCCUUGACCGGCACGCACGAUCCCAUGGGUGAAAUGAAGCUGAUCGAUGCAGUCCAGCGCCUCGGAAUCUCUUACCACUUUCAAGAUGAGAUCAGUGCAUCACUGCAAAAGCUCAAAUCCACAGAGUUCGACAAUGAGAGCUUCUACCAAAUCGCCCUCCAGUUCUGGUUAUUAAGGCAAGAGCGGUACUACGUGUCAUGUGAUGUAUUCCAAAGCUUCAUGGACAACCAACAAAAUUUGAAGAUCAGCUUGCAUAGUGAUGUACGAGCAUUGCUAGCACUCUAUGAAGCAGCUCAUCUAGGCACUCCAAAUGAACAACUUCUCACAGACGCUCAAAGGCAAACUACAAGUCUUCUAAAAUCAAUGGUUGACCGUCUUGAAAAGCCACUAGCAGAUAAAGUACGACAUGCUCUUCAAACGCCAUCUUUUCGAAGGAUGAAGAGAUUGGAGGCUAGACAAUAUAUCCCUCUAUAUGAACAAGAUAAAGAGGACUGUAAUGAACUGGUACUUGAACUGGCAAAAUUGGAUUUUUAUUUGCUCCAGCGAAUUCAUCGUGAAGAAGUCAAGGAAAUAUGCGAGUGGUACCAUGGCUUGGAGUCCCCACAAAAAUUAUUCUAUGCAAGGCACAGGCCAACAGAAGCCUAUUUUUGGGCAUUGGGAGUAUACUAUGAACCACAAUAUGCGGAGGCCAGAAAGUUGCUGGCGAAGUUUAUAGCAACAAUUACACCAUAUGAUGACACCUUUGACAACUAUGGCAUAUGGGAAGAGCUGCAACCGUUCGCUGAUGUGAUGCAGAGGUGGGACAUGAAGGAAGUUGAGAAACUCAAUGGAUGCUACAGUGACUUUGCCCGCUUUAUGUUUGGUACUAUGAUUGAAAUCGAGAAUGCACUUCCAAAGGACACAGGAAGGAGAAAUGUCAACUUCAUCAGAGCUAUUGUAGGGGUCAACGGUUCUUUGUUAUCUACACUUAUUCCAAUAUACAAAAUUUCGCAAUUUAGUUUUGAUUUAUUUGUGUUUUUUAUCAUUUUAAUGAAGUUUGCAUAUAGGUUCUAUAUUUCUUUUGCACAUAGCUUGUAUCAAGGAUAGGAUGAAGUUGUGAAACUAACUAAUGCAAAAACUCCCAAAAUAUUUAUCUAGCCAUCUUAAUUGAGAAACAUGAUAUUUAAUAGGAUUAUAUCAAAUUUUCACCUAUUAGAUAAGUCAUCCCAUGGUAUGCCUACCUAAUAAGGCCAAGUAUGAUCCAAUUCAUGAAAGACUUUGUAUCUUUUAGUUACGUGUGGUGGAUACAUAUUGCGAAGGGAGAUAGUAACAAUGACCAAACAAAAAUACUAUUAAUGUAUGGAUAUGUACUAGUUGAGAUUUAGUUUCUGCUACUUCAUCGUGUAACCUAUGAUUGGAGAAUCUUUGUUGCUAUUA
Molecule: messenger RNA, 1721 nt
Organism: Panicum hallii
Lineage: Eukaryota; Viridiplantae; Streptophyta; Magnoliopsida; Poales; Poaceae
Product: (+)-delta-cadinene synthase isozyme C2-like
Exons: 5
Coding region: 90-1391 (433 amino acids)
Molecular function (GO): magnesium ion binding; terpene synthase activity
Source: RefSeq, a predicted model, not a curated record